AUGGUCCGCGUCAGCACGAUGGCCGGCGAGCUCUUGGAAAGCUGCGCGCCUUCUGCUUUCCAGAGCGUUGGGGAUCUGGCCGCACACGUGGCCUGCAAAAUGAAGGCGCCAAUGUGUAGCCUGACGACUUCCGCGGGCGAGAAGCUCUCGCCGCACCUGACACUGGAUGCCGUGGACGAGGAGCUGACGGCUGUGGCGGAGUUCGUGGAUCCACUGCUGAUCAUGCUUGAGCUGCAGGAGCCGGAUGGAAAACUUCUGUGGCCCAAUCUAGAGGAGCUGCAGAGAGCUGCUGCGAAGGCCGAGGAAGAGCUGGUACGAUGCGCGUGCGGUAUCCGCGCCCCAGGGCACCUCUGUGGCAUGCCUUCGCUUUCCUGGACCGACCCGACUGUGCCCGCCCCUCCCAUGUUCCUGCAGGAUUGCGAUGCACUUUCGAUGGUUCGAAUGUUCGGAGCGCCGACGAAUCUUGGGUGCCCUAUGACUGGUGACACUCCGGUGAUCCACGCCGGAGCUCGCGUAGUGGUCGUCGGCGAGCAGGGGGCAGGCGAGACCAGGAAGCAGACUGUGCACAUAAGAGAUGCGCCGAUGACCCUGGAUGAUCUGCAGGCCAUUCGCAUAGACCGCCCGGACCUCGACGAUCUGAAGAAGGCCGUGGCGCAUAUCGACGGUGAAGUCAUCCACCCGACGAUGAAACUGGUGUCCUAUUCCCGGUAUGAGAUUACGUUCCAGCUUGGUCAUGAACGCUACAACUGGGAAGACCUGUGA
Molecule: messenger RNA, 762 nt
Organism: Symbiodinium natans
Lineage: Eukaryota; Dinophyceae; Suessiales; Symbiodiniaceae
Source: the annotation of a GenBank genome assembly